AUGGCAGACAAAAGGCAUUCCUUUCGCUUCCGGUUCCCUUGGAGUCAUAGUCCCCGUACUAAAGAUGAACCUAAAACCAAAAAUCCUGCACAGUCAACCUCCACAGUAGUCCCUGAUGACAGGCCACCAUUUCGGCCAGCAGGAAAAGCUCCGGUGAAGGACACUCCUUCACAAUCUCAGAAGCCUCAAAAAACUGAACCUCCACCAUCUCAUGCAGCCAGUGAGUCCCCAAAGACUCAAUCCCCGUCUCGGUUAUCUCCAUCAAGGAAAUCACAUCCCACCACUCAACAAAGCUCUCCCCCAUCACCUGCAUCCUCUCAAUCUCAACCAGUAGAGGAAGCAAUAUCUCAGCCACAGAAACAUCGUCGAAAAAUAGAGAUCAUAUCUGAAACUGAUUCCGGUGCUGAGGAUAGUACUCCUAGAGAAACCACCUCUCAAACUCGUGAAACUUCUCCUGAGGGUAUACAACUAUUUGCUUCAUCUGAUAAAUCAGAUUCUGAUACCCCAAAUGCAGAUCACAAGCAGAUUUCGGAAUCAGAGACAGAGUCAAAAGAGCCCAAAGAAGCGGAGAAAGAAGUGCAGGCACCGGCAGUAGAAGAAAAGACCAAUGGUUACACAAAACCAUUGCAAGAAAGGAUCACUCAACUUCAUGCUGCCGCAAAGGACUCAGCAAACUUGGGAAAUCAGACCAAAGACCCCAUUGGAGUUGCAUUGCAAGCAGAACGGCGACACGAGAAGCAAGAAAGGGUCACUGAACCUCAUGCUGCAGUGACAGACUCAGGACAUCACACCAAAGAUGGAGUUGCAUUGCAAGCAGAUCAGGAAAGGGUCACUGGACUUCAUGCUGCAGCAACAGACUUGGAAACUCACACCAAAGACCCCCUUGGAGGUGCAUUGCAAGCAGAUCAGCGGCACGAGAAGCAAGAAAGGGUCACUGAACCUCAUGCUGCAGCCAUAGACGCAGGAAAUCACACCAAAGAUGGAGUUGCAUUGCAACCAGAACAGGAGAAGAAAGAGAAGUUUGAGACGAAAGUGAUACUAGCCACCACAGGCUCUGAUGAGAGGAACUCCACAAGGGUGUCUAUUAGAAAGAUGGUUGCAUCAACUGCGGAACAAGCUCCUCCAAAUAAAGAAAUCAGGGAAGAUGUUUCCAAGGUUGAUAAGCUCGCUAGUGCACACCAAAUGCUUGAUCAGCCAGUUGGUGUUGUGACCUUAACGGGAGAAAACAGAGGAGCAGCAAUGAACUUAAGCUCAGAACCAGGAAAACGAGAAGAAGCAGUGCACAUACGCCACAAUUACAAGCUCAAUCCAGAUGAUAAUGAAGCUACUACUGAUGGAGAGGUAAGCACUAGGGAAGACAUUUUGGAGGACCAUAAGAAUGAGGGAGAUCAACAAAGGAGCACAUACAUCAACAGCAAUGUCCAGAGCGUCAAUAACUCUAUUGUAUGCAAUAGUUCUGUCACGGAAAGGGAUCCAGGUGUUGCUGUGUUUUCAUCAAACCCGCCAGAAUCCAUCAAUUCAAACAAAGAAUCAGACUCCCACCAAACGCACAAGUCUCAAGUCAUCCAAACUCCUGCCGAUAGGCUCACUUAUGAAUCCGCUGUAAGACGGCGAUGCCUCAAAGGACUAUUCCUGGAAUCAAGUGACUCAGAACCAGAUAAUCCCGCCAAGCCUCGGCGUCAUGGCUGCCGCUAUGUUUGUGGAAAACAAAGGAAGGAGACAGAUAUCGGAAUUGUUUAA
Messenger RNA from Fragaria vesca subsp. vesca, 1740 nucleotides. RefSeq lists its product as uncharacterized. The coding region runs from base 1 to 1740 and encodes 579 amino acids. The transcript has a single exon. NCBI's taxonomy places the organism in Eukaryota, Viridiplantae, Streptophyta, Magnoliopsida, Rosales, Rosaceae. The record is from RefSeq and is a predicted model, not a curated record.